Penicillium nucicola is the source of this 276-nucleotide messenger RNA. RefSeq lists its product as uncharacterized. Lineage: Eukaryota; Fungi; Ascomycota; Eurotiomycetes; Eurotiales; Aspergillaceae. The record is from RefSeq and is a predicted model, not a curated record. The transcript is spliced from 2 exons. Bases 1 to 276 code for a protein of 91 amino acids.
AUGUCCAACAACAACCAGAACCCCGGCCUCCUCGGCGGUCUAGGCGACACUCUCGGUAAAACCGUCGGCGGUGUCACAAACACCGUCGGCAGCACAGUCGGUGGCCUCGGCUCGACAGUCGGCAACGCAACAUCCGGUCUGGGGCAGACAGUCUCGGGCGCCACCGAGGGUCUGGGAAAUACCACCAAGGGCACUGGCGAGGGAAUCCAAAAUGGAGUUUCCAGUGUUGGAGGCAAAAAGCAGACUGCGGAGAAUCCUCUCGGUUUGAACAACUGA